Messenger RNA from Dovyalis caffra, 198 nucleotides. The record is from the annotation of a GenBank genome assembly. Lineage: Eukaryota; Viridiplantae; Streptophyta; Magnoliopsida; Malpighiales; Salicaceae.
AUGGCUGCCAGAGCAUGGGAUCUUGCAAUAAGGAAGAUGAAACCACUGGUACUGCUGCACUGGACAUGGAAAAAAGAUUUGUUAUUGGACGAUAAGAAUUGCAUGAAGGAUAUGGUAUCUUGGGGAACCAUGGAAGAGGACAAAAGUGGAUCUGAAAGCAAAUUGAUGGCGGCUGAAACUGAAGCUGGAACCCCAUAG